AUGGUCCUCGCCUCCGCCGGGUCUGAGGUCAAGGUCAGCAAGCUGAGAGAGGUGGGGAAGCUCGGGAAGUUCAUCAGCGGGAAGCUGCCGGAGUGGAGGGCCUACCGCAAGAACCUCUACGACUACCGAGCCAUCGGCAUGCCGGGUACGAAGAGGAGGUGCAAGGAGGCCGAUGAGAACAUCUCGGACACAGUCAGCUUCGAGUUCUUCCCGCCUGGCGCCUAUGAAGUGCGCCUCUACAAUGGCCGAGCCAGGGAGGAGAGGAACGUGACUUUCGUGAAUGUCGUGCAGAUCACGGGAGACUGCCGCGUGAAGGCUGGCUGUGGCACUCGGGGAGAGGCCGGGGUUGGGGCGAACCGGGCCUGCGUCUUCCCCUUCCGAUACGAUGGCGUCAUGUACACCGAGUGCACGAUGCAGAAGGCUUCAGAAAAGUGGUGCGCUACCGAAACAGAUGCAAACGGUCACUACAUCUCCGGACGAUGGGGCCACUGCAAUGAUGCAUGUGCCAAGGACUCUGAGUCAAGCGAAGUGGAGGUGCCGGUGACAUACAGCAAGGUUGGGGCAGGUGUCUCUUGCGGCACGGAAGCCUACCGAAGCUCGGACUCCCCAGCGCAGUGCCGCGAGUGGUGUACGCAGCGAGACGACUGUCAGGCCUAUGUGACUGUCGAGGACAGCCCAUGUGACAGUUGCCUCGCGUUUACGGAGAACGACUGCUCCCUGGAGUACCAGAAAGCCAGCAACUGCACGGGCCAGAUCUCUGCAUACAACAAGAUGGUCUCGCCGGGGAAGAAAAAGGCGAUGACCAACGAGGAGUGCACUGCCACCUUCACCUACAAGAACUGCAAGGACGGCCAGGACGACCGCGACAUCACCGUGGGCUUCACGGCCACCUACGAGGGCUACCCUCUGACCUACCGCGUCGAGUAUGGCGCCGAAGGGGGCGACAACUCCUUGGGCUGCCGCGGGAGCUACCGCGAUGCAGACUUGAAGUUCAUGGAUGCGCAAGGGGAGAAUAAAGUGGUCACGCUGGUGGACAACGAUGUGGCAGCGUUGGAAGUCAGCAACCUCCGCUUCAGCAGCAACUGUCCGAUGAAGAAGGCGCCGAGCAAGGAGGCUUGCAGUGUGACUUUCUUCUACAGGGACUGCGGCAACAGCGCCCAGAACCAGGAUCGGACGGUGACCUUCGCGGCGUACUUUGUAGAAGAGAUGUUGGGUUACAGCCUGGACUACAGCAAUGAAGGCGGCACCAACACGGAUGGCUGUGGCGGAACUUUCCGCGACGCAAGCCUCAACUUCGUGGAUGCCAACGAGCAAGAGCAGACUGUGGUGCUGGUGGACAAUAGCGGACCGGCGGCUGAAGUCAGCAACUUCCGCUUCAGCAAGAACUGUCCCAUGAAGCAAGUGACGCUGCCGACCGUGGCAAACGUGAAGCCGGACUGGUCAAAGCCGCUGGGAUCCGUCAUGACGGCGCUGAGCAGCCCUACGCACUCCAAUGGCCCGAUCCAAAAUCUGCUGGAUGCAAGCAGCGACACCUAUGCCAACUUCGGAGGUCCAGAUUGGAGCUUUCCGACCUGGGUUGUGUUCGAUUUGCACAGCACGAUUCAAGUCGCUGGCCUCGAGAUGAAAGCCGCCAACGCGGUCGAAAGCCCGAAGCUGUUUGCCAUCAGCUUCAGUGAUGACUCGACGGCUGGCCCGUGGCAACCAGUGGACACCUUCCGCAUCCACGCCGAGUGGAACGGAGUGAAGCGCUGGCCCUUCGCUGGCUCCUACGCAGGCCGCUUUUGGAAGCUCAGCUUCCUGGAGACCUUCGAUGGUGCGGCUCCCACCAUCAACUACGUGCGCCUCUACCCGCCGGAAGGUGCCCUCAACGAGCAGCCACCCGCAGCCUCCCUCGCGCCGAAGUACAACACUGUAAGGGUGAAGAUGGGAGCGAAGUCGGUGGAGGCCGGCCUCCAGCAUCUCAUCAUCAUGGACAUCCUCGCCUUCGAUGCCUCAGGGAACCAGCUGCAGAUCAUGGAGCUCCAGGUCUUUGCGGACAAGAACGGCGCGGAUGCGAUUGCUCCCGGAACCUACACAGGUGGCAUGGCCAUGGAGGCGGUCACUGAUGGGUCCCACACGACUUUGAGUGACGGCGGCUGGGUCAAUGGCGAGCGCGGGCGCGACCCACACAUCGGUGUCCAUGGCAUCACCGCCGUGGGCAGCGAGCUUUUCGAGAUCGUGGCGGAUGGCGACAUCGUGCGCUUGCAGGUCGACUUCUGCCGCAAGAACGACGCUCCGGCACUGCGCUUCGUGAGGGGCGAUGGCGCCGAGUCCAUCAGCGACCAGCAGACUGGUAUGGAAGGCGUGUCCGAGCAAGUUCACUUCCCUUCGCCGCCGACGACACUGUGGGGCCAUCGCCUCUUCGACUCGGAGGAAUCCCAGUGGAAGGUGGGCGAUGAGCUCCUGCCCCCGAGUCUCCCCAGCGGCUGGAACUACGCCUUUCCGUCCUUUGCCACUGGCCUCUGCAACGCAAAAGUCCUGCGGGUGCAGCGGAAAGUCCCCAGCAGGGUGGCCUGCGAGAAGAACUGCGCAGAGUCCACCUCGUGCCAUUACUUCGCCUUCUCGUCAGGAGGAGGCGAGUGCCGCUACUUCCCAGCCUGCGACCUCGAUGGGAUGAACUCCACCGCCGAUUUCACUACGUACAAGAAGACGCUCAGCUGUGCCACCGCCAUCGCCACGGCGGCCGAGUCCGCCCUUAGCCCGCCACUCCCGGGCUCGAAGACUCGCCACCAGUGCCAGGCGGCUUGCUCCUGGCAGGGGUCCUCGUUCACAGAGUGGAGAAAGGAUGCCGACGUCACUGUUUGCCGCUGUGGCUUCCCAGGCACCUCGUACCACCAGGUGCUGAUCGACCGGGGUACCAACAGGAAGCCCUAUGACAGUCAUCCUGAGGUCUCCCCUUGCAACGACCUCGAUUCAUGGAGCCACGGCUGGUGCGUCCUGGAGAUCUGCCCCUCCACGGAGGAGGCGACCAGCGAGACGGAGUUCUCACCCUUUGGCGCAGGUGGCCACUGCAAAGAGGGGCUGCUGCGGAAGACGAAGGCCCUGCCCAGCAUCGGCGGCUGCCAGAAGCUCUGCGAGCGGGAGGCGGACUGCCGCUACUUCUCCUACAAUGAAGGAGGGACGGACACUUCUGAGUAUGGCGCCUGUGUUCGCUACGCCAAGUGCCAGGAGGAGUCGCUGGUCGCGCCUGGCAAUACCAUGUUUGCCACGUUCGCGAAGAGCUCCAAGGGCCGGGACAAGCCCCCUUCCUGGCGGCUCUUCACCACUUCGACCUUUCGCCGCGGGGCCAAGCAAGAGCGAAACUGCUGGAAAAUCUCCAAGCUCCAGUUUUUCGCCAGCGAAGACUGCAGCUCAUUGGAGUUUGGGAUCGCACCUGGAAAGCAGAUCGCAAGUGGCUUAGCCCAAGGUUUCGACCUGAGCCACGUCUUCGGUCAGGAGGGAACUGCGGCAGAGCUCCGCUCGGCUGAUGGCGACUUCGGAUCGAGCGAGGUAUGGAUUGGUGCCCGGGAGCUGGGCGGUGUCCGCUGCAUCCGGUUCGAGCAGGAUCCGCAUAAGAUCGAUGGCUGGAAGGGCGUUUUGUGGCAGCUGAACAGUUGUCUACAUCCCUUACUUGGCCUGCUGGGAUGA
Symbiodinium natans is the source of this 3666-nucleotide messenger RNA. The record is from the annotation of a GenBank genome assembly. NCBI's taxonomy places the organism in Eukaryota, Dinophyceae, Suessiales, Symbiodiniaceae.